UCAGUUUUAUUUGACUGUUUAAUUUGAUCAGAAUCGGUGAAUUAGAAUAGUUAUGUUACUUGCGAUAUUGUUUUGUAUGGCAGGACUGGCGUCCGCUGGUACGGGAUACAUUUACCCGAAGCCAUCUAUUCCGUUUGAAGAAGUGCUUUGUCCACCUGGAACAGUUGGAGUAUAUCCUGAUUGUAGAAGUAUAUGUAUUUUAGAUUGGGAUCAGUUUAAAGCAAAGUUUAACAAAAGUUAUACGAGCGAUUACGACGAAUCUGAACGACAGCAAAUUUUCCACCGAAAUAUACAAAUGAUUGAUGCACACAAUCAGCUAUACGAACAAGGUCAGGAGUCGUACUCAUUAUGUUUGAAUAAAUUCGGUGAUUGGUCUGUGGACGAGUAUAUGAGUAUCAAUGGAAUAGACUAUUCACAAAUGCCGCUGGAAUUUGAAGACCUACAAUCUGACUGCGAAUGUGAUUGUAGCAAUUGUGAAAAAGGAAGGCACGGUUCGGAAGAUGAAAAUGAUGACGAUGGAACGUCAGGUAUUUGGUUGAAAGAUGGAACUGCUCCCAGAUCCGGCGCUAAAGGUGCGAAGCCAAACGAAAUUGUUCCGGACUCGAAAGAUUGGCGUAACGACGGAGCCGUAACACCAGUAAAAGAUCAAUUGAAGUGUGCGUCGUGCUGGGCCUUCUCGGCAGCUGGAGCUUUGGAAGGACAAUUUUUCCUUAAAAAUGGCGUACUUGAAUCGUUAUCUGAACAACAAUUGGUUGAUUGCUCUCGACGCUUUGCUAAUAACGGAUGUAAUACUGGAUUUAUGACCAAUGCCUUCUUGUACACUCGAAAGGACGGAAUACUCUUGGAAAACGAGUAUCCGUACGAAGCGAAAGACAACAAAUGUAGAGCCACACCUAACUCGUCGAAAAACCGUAAAUUGAGAUCAAUUCCGAAGGGUGAUGAACAAACAUUGAAAUUAGCUGUUGGUCAGAUUGGGCCUGUGUCCGUGGGCUUGGAUGCUACACACGAUAAGUUCAUGUUUUACUCGGAAGGCGUUUAUUAUAAUACAGACUGUGAUCCAGAAAGAAUUAGUCAUGCUGUGUUAGCCGUUGGGUACGAUACAGACGAAAAAACCGGAAUGGAUUAUUGGAUUAUCAAGAAUUCAUAUGGAACGACGUGGGGGGAAGAGGGAUAUGGCAAAUUGGCACGGAACAAAGAUAAUCACUGUGGCAUCACGAAUUUGGCAUCGUAUCCAAUUUUAUAAGAAAAUAUAUGCG
Molecule: messenger RNA, 1256 nt
Organism: Bradysia coprophila
Lineage: Eukaryota; Metazoa; Arthropoda; Insecta; Diptera; Sciaridae
Product: cathepsin L-like peptidase
Biological process (GO): proteolysis
Molecular function (GO): cysteine-type peptidase activity
Source: RefSeq, a predicted model, not a curated record